Molecule: messenger RNA, 1108 nt
Organism: Cicer arietinum (chickpea)
Lineage: Eukaryota; Viridiplantae; Streptophyta; Magnoliopsida; Fabales; Fabaceae
Source: RefSeq, a predicted model, not a curated record
CAAUGAAGCCUAAUAAAUAACUUUAAUAAAUGUUGGACACCAAAAUUUGUGAAUCCCAUUUACUACUCUACUACAACUCCCUCCUUGAGCCCCAAAAACCAAAGUCUCCCUCUCUCUCAAAUUCUCUCUCUACAAACUUCAUUUCAUUACCCUCACACUUUCUUCCAGCAACUACCAACUUCCAUUACCCCAAAGAAAAAAUAACAGCUUAAUUGUUAUCAAACAAAUUUCAUCAAACCCAUCAUCACAAAGAAAAUGUCUAACAAAUCUCCAAUUUUUCCCAUAUCAGACCCUCAACAUUUCAGUGACUAUGGUUUUGACCCUCAAAUCAAUUAUUUUCAGGUUUUGGAAGAAGCAAUGAAACACAAGCGAGAAGCUUCAAGAUCCAUAGACUCCAUACACUUCAAGCUUCAAAAACCCAUUUCAAAGGAAGAUUCAAGGAACAAACUUCACACUCACAACAAAUCAAAGAAGAAAAAGUGGUGGAAAAACGCUCUUUUCUUCUUCAAAUGGAAGUGGGCCCACCACAAUAACGGUGAUAACAAUGAUAUUCAUCAAGCCCGGGCCAAAGCCUUUCGGGCCACAAUUUCUGGGCCCGUUUACUUGACAGAGAGUAGAAGUGGGUCUAACACGCCUUUCAGAACUGCCAGCAGGCCUUCCUCCGGCCCACUCGCCGGAACAUUGACGCCGCCGGCAUUGGGUGCGGUGGAUAUACCUUACUUGAGUUUAAGAGAACUUACCAUGGAACAAAAACAGCAACAAAGGAUGUCUACCUCGGCUAUGCCUAUUUACUUUGUCACAUGAAUUGUUCAAUCUUCAAUUUCAUGUCUCAAAAGAAAAGUGAAAUGGGUAUGGUUAUUUUUUUUUUUUAGAUUUUAUUUAGUUUGGUUAUUAAAUAUUAGUAUUAGUAUAUUUUUUAACCUAACUAAAAGGUGUUUGUUUGGUUUGGUUUGAUUUGAUCCAUUGGGGGGUAAAUGUUAUUCUCCUUUUGGUUUUUGUUGGCCACUUUUUAUGAAAAAUUAUGCAUCUUAGCUCUCGUGUGCUUGCUUUUGACCACUUUUCAUGUUGUGAUUUGGUAGUUUAUCUUAAUAUUAUUAUAUUACUACUU